This is a messenger RNA of Penicillium waksmanii, 677 nucleotides long. RefSeq lists its product as uncharacterized. The record is from RefSeq and is a predicted model, not a curated record. The annotation marks the transcript as partial. NCBI's taxonomy places the organism in Eukaryota, Fungi, Ascomycota, Eurotiomycetes, Eurotiales, Aspergillaceae. The transcript is spliced from 2 exons.
UGAGUGGGAAAUAUCCAGGAUUGGAGCAUACAGCAAGCUGUGUUCUGUGGUGGAAGUUCUUCAGGUUGAGGGAUGUAGUCCUUGAGAUAUGGAUCUAAAUCAAUUUUGCAAAAGAGAUCGAGCAUCUCGCUACGUCCUGAAUCAUGAUACCCGACGAGAUAAGAGAUGGAAAGCAUAUUGAUUCUCAGCGGGAGCCAGAUGCAUCAUCUAAACACCGGCGAGCACGCUACCCCGGUGUUAUUAUCGAGGUGUGCUAUUCACAAAAAGGUCGAUGUGUUUCGCACUUAGCGAAUGAAUACAUCUUAAACACUGAUGGGAGCGUGAACGCGGUGGUGGCCCUCUAUAUCGAUUAUAAAGGGUCCAAAAAGCGACUAUUACUGUAUGGCGACCGGAAUACGCAACCUCGGAUGGUAAGGAGGAGCUUCAAGCGACCGCUACUAUCGAGGCGCUGCUUUGUGACUUCCUUUCCCGCGCCAAAAAAGAACAGCCAGGGCAGAUGCUACUGCAGGGCUCUAUCAAUUGACUACGCCCGGGAGCUGGAAAGCGUCGUCGGCCUCAAACUCCGCCGGAACAGCCAAGCUCGGAAGAUGAAGGAUAAGUUGCGAGGAAAAGGGAAACUAAACGAGGGCGUCGAAGCAGCGAUUUUUUCCCGGACUCUUCGUCAGGGGAUUCGAAGG